Diabrotica virgifera virgifera (western corn rootworm) is the source of this 15044-nucleotide messenger RNA. RefSeq names its product ATP-dependent RNA helicase DDX3X-like (gene bel). Gene Ontology annotation, molecular function: RNA helicase activity; ATP binding; RNA binding. Gene Ontology annotation, biological process: cell differentiation; gamete generation. Lineage: Eukaryota; Metazoa; Arthropoda; Insecta; Coleoptera; Chrysomelidae. The transcript has 8 exons. Gene Ontology annotation, cellular component: nucleus; P granule. The record is from RefSeq and is a predicted model, not a curated record. The coding region runs from base 265 to 2460 and encodes 731 amino acids.
AUAAAUUUUGUUCUUCAAAUUUUCGUUCAUUUUCAUCGCAACAAUUCCCCUGCAUAAAUCAAAAAAAAAAAAAAUUAUAAACAUUUCCAAAAUCCACCAGGAUUCCGUGUGACUUGCGCAGUCGUCGAUAUUCUGACAUUUCACAACUGUGUGUCGUGUGUGAAUGUACGGCUUUUGUGAUUCACUAAAGACGCUUUUCCUGAAUUUUACAUUGGAAGUUUUUACAUUAAAAAACUUCUAUCACACGUCCUGAAUUGUUAUAAUAUGAGUAAUGCACCCAACCAAAAUGGAUCAGGUCUAGAGCAGCAGUUUGCUGGUCUGGACUUGCAGAGUCGCAGCUCGAACAGCAGCGGCCGUUACGUGCCCCCACACUUGCGUAAUAAACAAAGUCAACAACAGUCGCCAUCUACCGACAACUUCGAUAAGGAUCGUUACGACAAUAGAGAUCGUUUCGACAACAGGGACAGAGACAGAGAUCGCGGAGCGCCAGAUUCAAGAGAUAGAGGCGGCAGCCGAGGAAGCAACAGAGGCUUCGGCGGUGGCAGCGGCAGGGACAAUAGAGAUAGUAGAGAAAACAGAGAUAGUAGAGAUAGUAGGGACAGCAGAUCUGGAGAUUUCUCCAGUUUUAAUACAAGAAAUAGAAGAGAUUAUCAAAAUGGAGAAUCUUUUGAAAGGAAUGAAUGGGGUAGUAGCCGCAAUAACGACAGGGACCGGGACCGUAACGCCGACGUUCAACCACGCAACGAUCGCUGGCAGGAGCCGGAACGUCCUGCGAGGGGUAGCGAGAGCAGAGACGGUGGUAGCGGAGGACGAUGGAACGACAACGGAGGCGGCGGUGGUCGCUGGAGCGAAAACCGCCGCAACGUCUCGUCCGAAAACGAUUGGACUGUCCCUCUAUCCAGGGACGAACGUGUUGAGCAAGAGCUCUUCGGUACUGGGAACACCGGAAUCAACUUCAGCAAAUACGAAGAUAUACCGGUGGAGGCGACGGGAGACAAAGUGCCGCGUCACAUUACAUCUUUUGAGGAAGUACAGCUGACAGAAAUAAUUCGCAGCAACAUUACAAUGGCUCGUUACGAUUCCCCCACUCCGGUACAGAAGUACGCGAUACCGAUAAUCAUAUCGAAGAGAGACGUUAUGGCGUGUGCACAGACCGGAUCCGGCAAGACGGCCGCUUUCCUGGUACCCAUUUUGAAUCAGAUGUUCGAAAAUGGCCCGCCAAACAUACAACAAGGAAGAAGUAGACGCAAGCAGUUCCCUCUAGGAUUGGUCCUUGCACCGACGAGAGAAUUGGCUACGCAAAUUUAUGACGAAAGCAAGAAAUUUUCUUAUAGAUCAAGAGUUCGACCAUGUGUAGUUUAUGGAGGCGCACAUAUCGGUGACCAAAUGCGCGAACUGGACCGCGGCUGUCACCUCCUUGUCGCAACCCCUGGUCGUUUGCUCGAUAUGAUCGAAAGAGGACGCAUCGGACUGGAUUAUUGCCGUUACUUGGUGCUAGAUGAAGCUGACAGAAUGUUGGAUAUGGGAUUUGAAGUGCAAAUCAGACGUAUUGUCGAAAAAGAAACCAUGCCCAAAACUGGGGAGAGACAAACACUUAUGUUCUCAGCCACUUUCCCCUCACCUAUACAAAUGCUAGCCAGAGAUUUCUUGGACAAUUAUAUUUUCUUGGCUGUAGGAAGAGUUGGUAGUACUUCCGAAAAUAUUACACAAAAGGUGGUCUGGGUAGAAGAACACGACAAAAGAUCGUUCCUAUUGGAUUUACUCAACGUUGCAGAUUUACAACAACCUUCACCAGAAAGUUUGACACUGGUUUUUGUCGAAACCAAGAAAGGUGCCGACUCUUUGGAAGAAUUUUUACAUAUUGAAGGAUACCCAGUGACAUCCAUCCACGGAGACCGUAGUCAGAGAGAAAGAGAAGAUGCUCUGAGACAAUUUAGAUCAGGAAACACUCCAAUUUUAGUUGCAACUGCUGUAGCUGCCAGAGGAUUGGAUAUUCCACAUGUUAAACAUGUUAUUAAUUUCGAUUUACCAUCAGAUAUUGAAGAAUAUGUACACAGAAUUGGUCGUACGGGUCGUAUGGGUAACCUCGGUCUUGCGACAUCAUUUUUCAACGAUCGCAACAGAAACCUGGCUAGUGGUUUGCUAGACAUUUUGAUCGAAGCAAAACAGGAAUUCCCCAGUUGGCUUGAAGGCGUAGCAGCCGACGGAAGAGCUCCCAGUGCCAAUAGAAGAGGUGGCAAAGGAAGAUAUGGCAGUGGUGGAGGUAGUUUCGGUAGCAGAGAUUACCGUCAAACAUCUGGUGGCGGUAGCCAAAGAGGUCAAAGGUCUGGAGGUAGCGGAUAUGGAAAUAAUGGAUACGGUAAUGGAGGUAGCCAUUAUGGAGGCAUGGAUAGAGGAAGCAACUUUGGAGGAAAUUACAGCAACUCUACUAAUCGUGAUGACUGGUGGGAGAAAGAAUAAGUCACUUCAAUAAUUGAUUAGAAUAAAAUUACUUAACACGUACCUACUACCACCAAUUCGUACAUCUAGUAAUCCAAUAACUUUCAAUGUCCGUGUUUUUCUUCUACCCUUCCCGCACUCUCUCCGAUAAUAUUUAUUCUUUCCGAAGUUUUAUUUAUUAUCAGAAAUCAAUUUCCUUGACGCUUCUAGUAAUCCCAACAAACACACACACUACGUUUGCGUGAGUGAUAAUGUGUUUUUUUUUUAAUUUCAAACAACUUUAUGUCUCUUGUAUAGGAAACUUAAUGGAAAUAAUAGGGAAAGUAUCGUUAAGAGUACGUGUAUGUUUUUUUUUAUUUUUUACGAGAAGUUUGUGAUUCUAAGAAAAAUAGUUUUAGCAGAUAAGUUUGGUGUUUUCUUUUUAUGAAUCUCUAUAAAAUAUAUUUACAUUUCUCCUAACGAUAAUAAAAAAUAUGUAGAUGUUUCACCGAUUUAAAUAUGUUCCAAAUGAAUUGUCACGGUAAGUAAUUAAAAAAUCGUUCUGUAGCUAUUUAAUUUCUGAUAUUUUCACUUGUCGACAGUCUUUAUGGAAAAUAAACACUCGCCUUUAACACGUUGACGGACAGAACGUAUAUAGACGUCUAAUUUCCAUUGAUGUAAUGUGACACAACGUCUAUAGACGACAUUUUUAAAAUAACGAGUUGUGACAAAUAAUCGGUGUCAAAAAAUGUCACUAUACAUCUACGAUGCAUAUUAAAUGUGACACGAUGUCCAUGGUCUUCAUCCACAUGUUUACAAAAAAUGUUAAAAAACUCAUUGGUUCCAUAAACUAUAAGCUCUAAAAGAAUUUUCCUAUUCUACUUUGCAAAAUACACAUAGUGUCACAACACUUGCUUAUACAUUUGACUCACUGUCUGUCAACGUGUUAAAAGAUUAUUUUAGUAUUGAAAGUUUUUAUUAAAAUAAAAGACGUCAAGCAUAUGAUUUUAUUUGUUUGUGGUGUAAAUAUAAUAACAUUCAACAUGCUACUCUACUAAUAGACGGAGAGGCAGCGCUGAAAAAUCUCUUUGCAUUUACUAAAGCUAAAUUUUUCACAGUUGAUUACUGUGAUUGUGUAAAGAAACAAACUACGGUCGGUCAAGCGAAACGUAGAACAGGAGUUACUGAAAGGGUAUCAAAGUUGCUUCCCUACGAAGGUAAUUAAAUCCAUUUACUAAGGCUGAAAAUCAGUACACAUAUUCUAAAUUGAAUAUAAAUAAAAGUUAUUAUAGUCGGUCAGCUAUAUGACGGGACAGAGCCGGUCGGUCGGCCCCAAUGAAUAUACAGGGUUAUUUACUAUAUUUUGACCCCCCUCCAAACUGCUUUAUUUACAGAAUUAGAAAAAAAUGUAAAAUACAAAAGUUAUUCGAUUUUUUAAUUAUGAUUUUUUGACAUAUAUAUCGUACUAGUGACGUCAUCCAUCUGGGCGUGAUGACGUAAUCGACUAUUUUUUUUAAUGAGAAUAGCGGUCGUGUGCUAGCUCAUUUGAAAGAUUAUUCAAUUUUCUAUACAGUACUGUAAACAUUAGUAUCAUUAUUUAUACAGGAUGUCCAAAAAAUUUUUGAAUUAUUAAUUAAACAAUUAAUUUAAUAAAAAAAAAUUUUGGACACCCUAUAUAAUUAAUCAUGUUAAUGUUUAUAUUACUGAAUAGGGAAUUGAAUAACCUUUCAAAUGAGCAAGCACACGAACCCUAUUUCCAUUUAAAAAAAAUAGUCGAUUACGUCAUCACGCCCAAAUGGAUGAUGUCACUAGUACGAUAUAUAUGUCAAAAAAUCAUAAUUUAAAAAUCGAAUAACUUUUGUAUUUUACAUUUUUUUCUAAUUCUGUAAAUAAAGCAGUUCACAAGGGGAUCAAAAUAUAGUGAAAAACCCUGUACAUUCACUGGGGCCGACCGACCGGCUCUGUCUCGUCAUACAGCUGACCGACUAUAAUAACUUUUAUUUAUAUUUAAUUUAUAAUGUGUGUACUGAUUUUCAGCCUUUGUAAAUGGAUUUAAUUACCUUUGUAGGAAAGCAACUUUUAUACCCUCUCAGAAACCCCUGUUCUACGAUUCGCUUGACCGACCGCAGUAUGUUUCUCUACACAAUCACAGUAAUUAACUGAAAAAUCUAGCUUUAGUAAAUUCAAAGAGAUUUUUCAGCGCUGCCUCUUGGACUAUAACUUGUUCAACUGUUUUCACGAAAUAUUUUAUAGUCACUGCAGUUGCGAAACGAGGAGAUCUGAAAAAUUUGUGUAAUUUUUGUUUGAAUUACUUCAUUAUCAUCUUAGUAGAUAUUAGAAAUAUUGAUCCAUCCAUGCUAUGGCUCUACAGUCCAAUAAUUCGAGCCAUGGCCUCCUUCAGCAAACUUUUCCAUUCGUUAUGGUCAUUCUCCUCCACGAUCGACUGCCAAGGAGAUUUCCCGAGCCCUCAUCCGCAUCAUCAUCACAUCGCUUUCUCGGUCUUCCAAUAGACGUCUUCGUGUCUUCCCCUGCAUUCUUGCAUUCGACCAUUUUUUGGAAACUUGUUUUCUACCACCCUAAAUACAUGCUGGUCCAAUGAAGACGCUGUAGACGGACAUACUAAGAUAAAGGUGAUUCUUUAUAAAUAUUAUUUCAUAAUUGUAUCUGAUUCGUCACCUGCUAUUCUUAUAUAUUGUCUAGUAUUCGUUUCAGUAGCUUUAUUUAAAAGAUGUCGAUGCGGUUUACAGAUUUUUGAGUCAGUACCCAAGUUUCACAUCCAUAGCUCACAAAGCUAGUAUAUAUGGUGUACAGAAAGGGGUACAGUACGUCUCCUUGCGACACUUCAGCCUCAAUCAAUCCGACUUCAGAAAGGAUGUGUCCUAUCUGAACCCUGACUUUCCUAUUGGCUAGAUACGACGAGAGAAUACUUCAUUGCCUUGCUAUAUCUAAGUUGACUCAUUUUGUGAAUAAGCCCUUCGUGCCACCCUUUAUCAAAUGUCUUACUGACGUCUAGGAAUACAGAGUAUUUACUUCAUUCUACAGUGUAUUUAUUCUGGUUGAAUCGUUCUUGGAUGUAUUUGGUCAACCUUAGCACUUGUAGCUCGCUGAAUUGUGCUUCUGGUAUCGUACCUAUUGUUUCAGAGUCUUCUUUUAUCUACCUAGCUACUAUUAUCAUUUUUGCAACCUUGCUUAUUGAUAAUAGUAUCACAGCAUAAUAAACUAGACCAGCAAGGACACUCUCCUAUGCCGCCUUUGAAGUUGAAAAGUACAGAGUCGCCAUUUUUCGCGUAGUACAAUUCAGGAUUCAGUGGUGAUGUGAUGUGUUCGUUCAUCAGUGUUGCCGAUGUCACUAUAUGAAAUUAUAUUAAGCCACUGCUAAAAUGAUCAGAUUUUGCCAAAAAUUAUGUUAAAAUUUUUGAUGUCGGUAGUUUCUAAGGGUUAUAAAAAUAUAUUAAGAAAAAAGUUAUUUUAUUCAACUUAACUUGUUAAUUCAAUAAUACUUGUAACAAAAUUGUAUGUAAUAUCAUAUAUUAUACUAUAAUAAAACUACAUCUGGAACGCUUUCAAAUAAAAUUUCCUCAUCCUCAUCUUGUGAAAAUAAAGACUUUAUGUGAUUAAAAUAAUUUAACAUUUUUUGUCUUUUUGAAAGGAGUAUUUAAUUUAAUAUUUGCUCAUAGAUCGCAUUUAAACGUCGCGUCGACAGACAACGAUAUCUAAGAAAACGUGAUUUUUUUUAUUUCUGCAUUGCUGCAAUUAUUGACAUAAUUCCCACAGGCAUACGUAUAAAAUUAUGUUAGAAAAUAUUUAUUAUUAGAAUGUCAUAAAAGGUAAGUAAAAUGAUAAUUAUGUACAAAUCGGCAACACUGUCGAUUUUUUACACUGUCUGGUACUACGCAUAAAAUGGCCGACGAUCUGCGCAGUAAUAGUGCGCAAACUUUUCCCGCCUUGUUCUAUUUUUUCCUGCUGUCCGAAGCAUUAUCGCCUGUGCUUCUUUCCAUUUCUUAGGAAAUCUUCUUAGUCUGAGCAUCGCAGUUAUGGUUUAAAUUUUAAAUGAUGUAUAAAUGUAGACGAUUGCUUUCUUGGGCAAUUUUUGCAGUGUCCUGUUCGUUACCCCAUAAGAUCUUAGUGCUUUUUUUAAAGCGUUUCGAUGUUUUCCCUUAUAUGAAGGUGUUACUAACUACCAAGUUGAAGUCACAAUGUCAAAAACAAAAAAAUAUAAAAAUAGGGUAAGUGCGGUUAUGAUUUUAUAGCGAACAUCAAAAACCACAAAUUAGGUUAGAAAAAAUUAAAGAAAUAAAGUAAAAAUAAAAUAAAGUUUUCUUGACUUUAAUUUUAAUAAUAACUUCGGAAUGAAAUAUAGGAAUUUCAAUAAAAAUUGAUUUUUUAAUUAAUGUUUUCUCCUUAAAACCGUUGACAAUAACAAAAAUAUUAUUGCCCAAGUGGCGUAAUCCAAAUCUCGAGUAAUUAAGGGGUGUAAACGCCUUUCUUUAUAUGUGUGUGUAUAUUCAAUAUUGUAGAUCAGUGUAUUUUUCUUCCUCAUCCAUUUCAAAAUGUACUACUACUGCUAAAAUUAUUACCGACUCUUCACGGUUGUCUUUGUCACAAAAAGUUCUCGUCUUUUAAAACAUUAGAAGUAUGUAUCAAAAAUGUAAUAUAAAUAACUCUUUAAAUAAUUGUCAACAACCGACAGAAAGGGUCUGGUCGACAGUUUUUAGUUCAUACAUAUAAAAAAUAAUUUAAAAAAAAUACAAAACUGAAAAUUUACAAAAUAUAUUUUUAUGAUUACGAUAUUUGAAAGAAUAUGUUGGGAUCAAUUCUUACGUAGUCUGUAAAUAAAAUGCUUUUUAGUGUUAAGAAAAUUGUCAGCGAUGCCCUUUCUAUCGUGUGACUUUUUAAGCAAGUUUCGUAAACAAGGUUUAUUCACAUUAUGUCGUUUUAUACAUAUGUAUACACAUACGUGUACAUAUGUGUUUAGCUACACAAUGAAAACUAUCGAAAAGUGUUUAUUUCUUAAUAAAAAUAUCUGUUAUAUUCAAAUGAUUAUAAGUUUGUCAGUCAAUUAUGUCAACACCUUGCUAGCUGAACGCGCAGACACUUUAAGUGCAGUUUUUUAAUGUACAGUUGUCAUAGUUUAUACUUUUUAUAUACUAAUAGAAACAAACAAAGAUAAACAUUUCGGCAUUUGAUGAAGCAAUGGUAAACGGAUGGAUCUGUUUAUUUGCCGAAUGUAAUCUGCAUACUGAAUUUUAGUCGGCUUCACUUUGGAAUUGGUGUUUUGAGCAUCAACACACACUGUUAAUGUUGGCUUCACGAGGAGGUGAUAUCAUAUUUGAUGUUUUAUCAGCACUGCGAUAUCAUAACUGCGAUCAAUAUUAACACAAGCGCCCAAAACAUUUACCAAAUGCAAAAUAUACUACAAAACCCUGAUAAAACCGGUCCUUAUAUAUGGAUCAGAGACAUGGACACUGUCGAAAAGCGAUGAGAACCUAUUGACGUAUGGCGCAGAAGAUAUACUUUUGAACAACGAACCCGACGUCAUAACAUCCAUAAAGAUCGGACGUCUGCGCUGGAUGGGCCAUGUUGAACAGAUGUUGAGGACUGAAACACCAAAACAUAUAAUGAGGCAGACACCAGUAGGGAGAAGGUCAAAGGGAAGACCCAAACUUAGAUACAUGGAACAAGAUCUGAAAACACUUAAGAUUACCAACUGGAAAAACAAAGCAAGGAACGGAAAAGAAUGACGGAAAAUCCUAGAACAAGCCAGGACCCAGAAAGGAUUGUCGAGCUACUGAUGAUGAUCGUGACCCAAAACAUUUUCACAUCUGUACAAAAAAUACCUUAAGACAUAACACUCUUCAUCACAUAUUGGAAAAACCAAAAAGGGAAAUACCUCAUGAUAGAAGACAUCAGCAGUUUCACCUGUGACUUGCACUAUAAUAUGAAAAAUCCAAACGUCAAAAAAAUUUAGAGCAUCAAUACGGUCGUCUCCCAGACUAUAAUACAUAGUCAUUCUUCUUCUUCUACGGCACUACAGCCCAAAUUGAGCCUUGGCCUCCUUUAUUUUUUGCCUCCACCCUUGCCUGUCUGUGGCUGCUCUUCUCCACACACGGACUCCUAAAAGGGCUUGUGCGUCGCUAUUUACUCUGUCUUCCCAGCGCUUUCGUGUCUUCCCAACGGGUCUCUUUCCUUGCAUUCUAGCAUUCAGUGCUCGUUUUGGUAGCCUAUCCUCUCCCAUUCUUGUCACAUGUCCGGCCCAUUGCAAUCUUUGUACAAUACAUAGUCAUACAAGUAUAAAAUUUGCGAGAUAAGAAAAUAUAGUAAUAAUAUCGUUAUUUUAUUUAAAAUUAACUAUUCUAAUUGAGAAAUAAGCCACAAUUUAACUUGAAAAAAUAAUUUUAUUAACGUUUCAACUUCCUCUUCGGACGUCGUUGUCAAAAUUCAAAAUAUUAAAACCUAACAAAAAUGAUAUUAAUUACAUUAAUUCGGCAAGAAUAUACCACAAAAGACUGACUAUUACCAUAAUUUAAGACCAGGAAAUAUGACAACUUCUUUAGGUACCGUCUCCUGUAAGGUAGUGUUCAAGUAUUAAGUAACACGAUUUUUGAAGAUUUUUAACCCCUCCCCCCCCCCUACGUAACGCACUCUUAUGGGAGUUUAACUAAUGCGUAACGCAAUUUUUGAAGAUUUUUAAUCGUCCCCCUCCACCUGCGAUACGUAAUACUUGAACGGUCCCUAAGGAGGUUGGCAAUCAUCGCCGCUAUUUUUACUUUUGAGAUUGCAGCUCUAAACAAGUCGAUGGAACUGCAAUUAUACCACUUUCUCAGAUUGUUGAGCCAGGAGAUGCGUCUUCCAAUACUUCGUUUUCCCUGUAUUUUUCCCUGCAUUAUGGUUUGUAGCAACACAUAUUUAUCCCCUCUCAUAGCGUGGCCGAGAUAUUGUAACUUUCUUAUCUUAAUCUUAUUCAUGAUUUCCUUUUUCAUCUUUCUGAGGACCUCAACAUUUGUUAUUCUGUCUACCCAACUUAUUUUUAAUAUUCUUCGGUAGAUCCACAUCUCCAGUGACAACUGCCCAAGCCAAAAAAAGACCGGGAAACCCUAAAUUAUAAAAAGGCGCUUGUGAGCACGUAAUUCUUUCAAGAAUGGCGGCAGUUGAAACUCGACUGUUGUUUUUAUUUUUAUGAAAAGUGAUAUUAACAUUUCCUUUGUAUUAAAUUAUAUUGCCUUAAUGUAAAGGGGCAAGGUAGCAAAAUGUAUUGAAUUUUAAUUUUGACACAAAAAGCAUACACUCGGUACUCAAACUAUACAAAAAUCAAGAUUGUUACAAAUCAAAAAGGUAUGUUUCCCAGCUGGUUACAACAGUAAAUAAAAAAGUAAAGAUGCGAAUUGACUGUAUAGAGAAACCAUGAAAUUAAGGAAAAUCAAGCAGGAGCGUUAUUAAAUACCUUAAAUAUUUGUGCAAAAUAUUUUGAUUCACAUGUAGUUGAUCACAGCAUUAAAAACUCUCGAAAGUUACCAACUGGAUCGAUGUGUCAGAUUUAUUGACUGAUUAUUUUAGUUUUUUAUCUAUAUGCCGUCCCACCUUAACUUUACAGUUAAUAGGGAACAUACGCAAUGCAGUCCUUAUGAGAGUUUUUAGAGCGGUGAUGCCGAUUUUAUCAAAAACAAUUUGUAAUCGAACAUUAUAGGUUUGGAUCCCGCGUAUGAAAAAAAAGUUGAUUAAUAGCAGGCUGAAAAUUUGUUAAUAGCUUAAGGGUGUCUAUUCGGAUAAACUUUGAUAUAUGGGAACACUGGAACAGGGGCAGUUUUAAUUGUGGAACAGGUUAAAAAUUUGGAACGGUCAGACCACGAAAACGGCUCAUUUAUUUUGUCCGAAAGAAUAGACUUAAACUCUCCGAACAGAGAUUAAACUCUCAUGCAAAAAUCAGACUGCUAUUUAUCACCUGUCAUAAUUCCUGUCAUUUGACAUAUUCUACAUGUUCCACUCAUUAAAACGCCCAUUUGGUGAUCAAUAGCAGUCUGAUUUUUGCAUGAGAGUUUAAUCUCUGUUCAGAGAGUUUAAGUCUGUUCUGUCGGACAAAAUACAUGUGCCGUUUUCGUGGUCUGACCGUUCCAAAUUUUUAACCUGUUCCACAAUUAAAACUUCCCCUGUUCCAGUGUUCCCAUAUAUCAAAGUUUGUCCGACUAGACACCCUUAAGCUAUUAACAAAUUUUCAGCUUGCUAUUAAUCAACUUUUUUUUCAUACGCGGGAUCCAGACCUAUUAGAGAGAUUAAAUUAGAACUGUUUUAUAAAAACAAUCUGCAAUUUUAGGAUUCGUAUGCGUUUAAGUUUAUUUGAUAUACUAUAGUUAUUACUCAUAUUAAUCCUAAAAUUGUAGAUUGCCUUUCUAAAACAGUUUUAAUUCAAUCUCUCUAAUGUUCGAUUACAAAUUCGUUUUGAUAAAAUCGGCAUCACCGCGGUAAAAACUCUCAUAACAACUGCAUUGCCUAUGUUCGCUAUACUGUAAAGUCAAGGUGGGACUGACUAAAGUUAUUUGCAAAAUGCACCAGAAAAAAAUAUUUUAAAUUCUCGCUUCAAGACCUCUCAGCGACAGACUGUGUAGUUGGUAACAUAUUCAAUAAGUGAAUAUUCAAUAAUAUUAAAAAAUCAUCAAGAGGAUUACUGCUGCCUGCAUAAGAAAGUUUAAAAUCUUUGAAAUGCCAACACCCAGCUAAAAAUACAGUAUGAUUUUUGAAAAUAUGAGGAGUGAAAAUUUUAUGUGGACUGUGCACGAGAUUUGGCUCAAUUUUUACAUAAAAUGCUCAGAAGCUUUUAUAACACUUUAUUCCGCCUACAAACCUUUUCAUUUUAUUCCUUUGUAGUUUACUUAUAACUUAACUUUGUCCCCAUUUUAACCUUUAUUUUAGAAACAUAUUUUUUGUAAUUUUUGAUCUUUUGCAACGACUCGGAAAUUUGUCUCAAUCAGAGUGGUCUUUAAAAUAUCAAUCGGAUAGCCCAAUGGAUUUGCGGCUACGUUCAACAAAAUUGCGUUGAAAAUACAUAUCGGACUACCAUCCACUAUGUAUUUUCCAAGGUUUGACAAGAUAUAAUUUAGUUUUGUAAUUAAUUCGAUAUGUUGAACUCCUGAUCUUGUUUCGAUUUGUUUUUGUUGUAGGUCUCCUAAUUUUGGCCUUAUUUGUUACACUCUUAUAUCUGGUAGGAGACACGAAUUUCACUGAGAUAUUUCAAUAUAAUGAAAAAACCUUGUUUAUGACAUUUGUCAAUUGUAAACAGUCUUCAGACAUGUCGAAAAUUUGCGAGUAGAGGGCUCAAAUGGCGUUGCAGUUACAGCUAUUAGGGCGCUAAGAAUUAUAUACGUUUGACUGUGAUAUUUACCGAUCUAAGUAAAUCGAUAAUUUUCGAUUAUAUAGUUCGAAGCUGUAACGGAUAAAAGAGAAAUAUGAGAGACGUAGAUAAAAGUACAGUCACGUGACACUAACGCAUACGCUUAUGCGACGAAUAUAUCUUAGCGUAUUUUAUUUAUACUUAAAAAAAGAGAGUUAAGUUUUUUUUAUAUAAAAAAACAAAAUAGUUUGUAAGGACGAUAAUUUAAAUGUUAGAGUGGGCACGGUCUUCCUCUAGGGAGCUACUACUACCUUUACAUGGUUUUUAUACUGCGCAUGCUCUUCUUUUUAUACACAACGUAAGUUAAUUUUUAUAACCUAAUACAUAGGUUUUAUAUUUUUAUAAAUUUAAAAUCCAUUGCUAGAUGCAAAACAUGCUAUCUACAGUUAUUGACAAAAUUAAAUAUUUUUGCUGCAAAUAUCACUCUAUUAUAUUUUUGAGGCAACGUUUUUAUAAGCAAGCAAUUGCUAAUUAUAAUAUAAAAUAAAAAUUGCCAGCUAGAAAGAGUUCUUCUAUUCUAGAUUAUUUUUUCUGGCGGAAGAAUGCUUUGCUCUUUCUGAUUUUUUGCAUCACAUUAAUAUGUCCGAAGUGGAUAAUCGAUCUGGUAAACUGAUUAAUUAUCUUCCAUUUCUUGUGCUCUGAUGUUUCACAAUUCGUUAUUUUGAUAUUUUUUGUAACUUUUUCUUUUGAUGUGACUCUAUUGUACUAAUUGUAACCAUUUUCUUGUUGUCCUUUUGACAUUUACCAAACAUCACUUAGCUGUUUCUUUAUAUAGUUCAUUUGUUCUAAUGUAUUGGCCCACAAUAUUUUUUACUUCUAGUACCAUUUCUCAUUAUCGAAUCUGCUAACUUCCUAGUCCUAGGGAUAUAAAUAUGUAACAAUAAGCUUCUUUUUGAUUCCGGUACUUACUUUCCGUGCCCGGAAUACCAACAACUUUAAAUUCUGUACUUCCAAUGGAUGGCCACGUAGAUGGCCCUAUCAUUUGCUAAAAUUAAAUCUUCUUACUGUGCAGGUGUCUCUCUCAUCGCUGUGCGUGAUAGUAGAUAGUAGAGACUACUCUGAACAGCGCCACAGUCACUGGUAUCAUCUUUCUGGUAUCCCCAUUCUUUCAGGUUUCUAGUAUCCCCAUUCUUUCAGGUUACUAGCACAAUGUGAAACGCCGAUUCUUAGUAUGUGUACGCUUUUCAUGUUGUAUAUAUGGCAAAUUGUGUCCAGCAGCGAUUACCUUUCAUCCCUUCUGGGAUGAAAGGUGGUUAAGUCUAUGAACGCUACUCAUGUUAUUUCUUUUUGUUCAUAAAGGGAUUAUGAGUUUAGUAGCACUUUCCAGAUCUGGAUUUGAUUCCGGUGAGGGACAAUUUUUCUGAUACUUGGUCGUUAGACAUUUGCACCAAAUAUUUCCUUUCAUCGUCAUCAUCAGUGGCGUCAAAGCUCUUUAUGAGCCAAAGUCUUCUCCAGAACAAUCCAUUCAUGUAAUCAUGUGUCAUGUGCCCUUGAUGAAAGCCGACAAUUUUCUUAUAGUGAAUUUAAGAAUUUUUUCUGGGGAAUAUUCGCCCCAUGUCAUUAAGCAUUUCUCAUACAAAACAUGUAUAUUGCUUUCUUCCUCCAUCUUGCAUUUUUAUUUCCUUGAGACUCUUUUACUUCCGAAAUAAUUUAAAACUUAGCUAUAUAUUAGAGAUGAUAUUGCAACAAAAUAUUUCAUUCCUAAGCACUUCCUGUAGCAAACAUAUCAACGCAUGUUUUAGAAAGCUUUAUCAUCGCAUUGGCCACUUGCCAUAGUCACAUCUGAUCAAAUUUUAACAAAAAAAAAGGUUUUGUUAAGUUUCGUUAGGUUUCUUUGCGGAUCUGAUUCCAAAAACAUUGGUUUGGGGACAAUAUUUAGAAUGUAUUUGAUGCGCAUAUUGAAUCCCAUUAUCAGAAAAAAUUGUAACUGCCUACCUAUAACUUCUAACCUACCUAUAUUUAAUCUAAAACAGUGGUUUUCAAUGUUUUUGGGUCAUGUACCACAAAAUUCUUUUAAAAUUAUUCUUGGUACCACCUAACUGAACUACAAAUAUGCUGGAUUUUGGCUGUGUUUUGUGUACCACUCCAAAUAAUGAUAUUAUGUACCACCAGUGGUACAUGUACCACAGAUUGAGAACCCCUGAUCUAAAACAUAACAAUAGCUCAAUGUUUUAAUCUUUGAUCUAGAAAUUGAAGGAAUUUGGAGUCUGCAUUUUCAUGUUUGGAGUAUAUUAUGAGAUUAUCGUUCACUUGUCCCAUAACAGCAAACGACACAAUUUCAAUCUGUCAGCAAUGCUACACAGCGAACGCUGAACAAGUAAAUGCGCAUGCGAAUCUGCUCCUCGAUCAAAUCUAUAUGGUUCUUCGAUGUGAUCAUACGUAAUAUAGAAUUCAAUGUUAGGUUUUGAACAAGUUCUUUCUUUUGUGUCUCGACAGUACUGGGUCUAAUAUCAGGAAAUUAAACUUUAUAAUACAGGGUUACUCAUUUUUGUAAACAGCUACGAUCAAUGUAGGUUUUUGAUAUUCGACUGAGUACAGUCCGUUUCUAACUACACUCUUCCCAGGUGUUUUUCCCGAAUGCGCGAUUUUACUACGGGCAUUUUUGUAUAUUUCUUUUUUUGUAUUAUUUUUACUUUCUAGUUUUUUAUUUAUUUAUUGGAGUGAUAGAUUCAUAUGAUUGAAUAGAGUAACAAUUGAGUGAAUGUAUACAUGAAAUAAGUAAGUGUAAGUGUAUGGUAUACCAAAUAUGUCACGUCAUACGUUAAGAACAUUUAGAUUUCCUUCAUGUCAUCUACCUGUGUCAGCAAUAGAUCAGGUUGGCAACUGGUUUGCUACUAAAUUUAACCAAGUUACUCGAUUCAUUCAUAAAUUACCUGUGAUACGGUUAGAAAAAAUGUGUGCCUAUUCUAACUGGAUGUGAGCAUAAUCACAUUCUUGAACAUUUAAAAGUUAUUUGAUAUAACGUAACGAGGAGCUGUGACUGCAACUUAUUGAUAUACUGUUACCUGGAGGUUGUUAUGAUACAAACUUAUCCAGCUAAGGGUAUUUUUUAUUGAAGUUUGUCUCAUUUCUUCAGGUUGGUUUCGUUGAUACAAUGUGGAAAUAUAUGAUUUUAAGGGAUGGCAAAAUGCUCCAUUAUCCUUUAUAAAAUUGAUAGAGCAUUAUAAUUUUAAUGCAUUUACACAAUUUGUUCUGUUAGAAAUGCUGUUACAGCAUUUAUCAAUUAAUAAAAUAUUUAAAGUUC